UGGGGAUGGCUUUGUGUUCUGUAACAGCUGUAGAAGGGGAAUCAAAAUGGGAAAGAGGCCCUGCAAAUGAUGUGGUAAUUGCAUUUAUUGAGAAAUUGGUUGAUCCAAGGUUGCCCUAUAAGUUCUCCAUUAACGACCCUCCUUCCGAAGAGGCACAUAAAUCUAUUGCAAGACAGAUGCAUGCAGUUGUUUUGCUUUACAACUACUACCACAGGAAACAGAUACUGGAGUUCAAGUUUCUUGAUUUUGUAUCCUUCUGUAUGCUGGCUUUAUCACUGAGGCCAACUUUGAAACCAUUUCUGGAAACCACAUUUCUGGAAACCAUAUGUGGAAGUGAAGUCGUGGUUUUAAAUGGUUCUGAUGUUCAUCUCUCAUUGACCGAGAGAGCUGUCAAAUGUGCAUGUGAUAUAGCUUUAUCGUUAGAUGCAUCAAAGGAUACUCCAAGCAUAGAAGGAUAUCCAAUAUCAACGGUUGCAGUCUUGUUGAUUGACUUGGAGAAAAAAAAUUGCAUGCUUCAAUUGGAUUCUGUCACUGAAGGCGUGUGGUCACUUGUUGAAAAAGAGAUUGACGUGUUUGGUACAGAUGAAGAUAUAAGAGUAGGUGAGAAGAGGAAAGUGAAGGAUCAGCAGCCAUUGACUGGUCAUGCUAAGUUUCUGCAGAUCGGUUUUGAUGCUGUGAAGGACGUCGCAGGCAUCGAAGUGUCUGACCUUGUCGUGUUGGAGGCUCAUGUUGUGUAUUCAUUAAGCAAGGAGAAGUCAGCUACUCAGUUUUAUAUGAUGGAGUGCAAUCACUUGUUUGACAAAAACAAGAAUUAUGAUCUCGAUUCUCUUGUUGAGAGUUUGCAGGGCCCUUUUGUAGAAAAUUAUCUUGAUUCUUUGGUGACUACCUCACUCGUUGAGUAUCAUCGCUUGCUUCCUUAUGCAGAGUUGAUCUCUAGCUGGCUUCCAAGGAAAGAUUCGUCAGUGCCUAUUCUAAGCGACAUUGUUACUGAGAUCGUCAAGAACAAGGAGGCAGAGAAAACUGCUAAGCCUCGUGUAGAAAACAACGCUCAAGACUUGGAUAACAGUGACGGCAAAGCCUCUCAAAGGAAACGCAAGAGUAUUUCUGGUGGCAAAGAGCAAAUUUCCGAUAAUAAAGAUAAACUUGGGUGUGCCACCGAUGUGCCUGAGACCAGACGUGAAAGUGUUGAUAAAGGCAGUGAAAACAACCACAUGAAAGGUCCCUUGUCUGGCCAUUCAAGACGGAAGUCUCAACGUGCAGCUGUAGAUGCUUGUGCCUCGCGACAGACAAAAACUGCCACCGACUUUUUCAAUAUUUCCGUUCCAAGUGAGGGAAGAGAGAAGAAGAACGCAAGCAUGAGAAGUGAUUAUCAGAAUAACAACACUCCCUCUCCACAGGUUGAUGCAACAAAAACUGCCGCCGACUUUUUCAAAAUUUCCGUUUCAAGUGAGAGAAGAGAGAAGAAGACGAAUGCAAGCGUGAGAAGAGAUCAUCAGAAUAAGAACAUUCCCUCUCCACAGCUUGACGCAACAAAUGAUCCUGAAAAUGGUGCCAGCUCGAAGGCGGUGAAAACUACGGAUCGUUUGAAAUCAAAUGAUGGUCGGACGAGCAAGCAAAGCGGUGGUGUUGCAGUAGAAAAGAACUGCAGGGAGGUUCAAAGUGAGGCACUGAAUGAUGGUCUGUACAAAGAGGAGAAGUUAAUAUGGGAGACGAGCAAGCAAAGCGGUGCUGCGGUAGUAGAAAACUACAGCAUGGUGGUUCAUAGUGAGGCACGGAAUGGCGCUGAAGUAAACAAUGUAACGCAUUCAGAAGAUCCUCAGAAUGCAUUGGCACUUCUCAAUUGGAAAAAACAACAACUGUUUUCUCGCCUCUGCACUAUAGAAGACACACUAGCACUAUACGAGCAUGUUUCUGAUCGCGUGAGAGAUGGUGGUGAAGCUGGUUUUGCUCGUCAGUGUAUCGAAAAUAUCAUGAAUGGGAAAUAUAACUUGCUGCUGCAGGUUGAAAAUUCCACCAACUCUCAACCUCAAAAGCAAACCAGAAAUCCCAAAAUCUAUCUCCCUAGGAUGUCAUGAUGUCAAGAUUUGGAAUAUGUAUGUCGCAUGAACAACUGGAGGCUGCCGAGAUUCAUGGUGCAACCUUCCGAUGGUAAGUUCCUGGCAAAUGUGACCGUGUAUUGCAGAGAUAAUACUACUCUCACUUCAGAGGGCGAUGCGGGGCCCACGCCUCGUGAGGCUCGGGAGUCUGCGGCCACCAAAAUGAUCGAGAAAAUACGAGCGUGCUACUGAUUGAAGCUCUCUAGUUACUCUCUGAUGACAAGAUAGUUUUGCUAACAGUUUAACUGACAGAAUUGUGCACAA
Molecule: messenger RNA, 2360 nt
Organism: Salvia splendens (bonfire salvia)
Lineage: Eukaryota; Viridiplantae; Streptophyta; Magnoliopsida; Lamiales; Lamiaceae
Exons: 10
Coding region: 6-2075 (689 amino acids)
Source: RefSeq, a predicted model, not a curated record